Cylicostephanus goldi is the source of this 468-nucleotide messenger RNA. The record is from the annotation of a GenBank genome assembly. Lineage: Eukaryota; Metazoa; Nematoda; Chromadorea; Rhabditida; Strongylidae.
GGAAGCACGACAGGAAUACCAUUCAAAAUAUAUGGUGGAAGCGUUAGACGAGUUUCACCGUUUUGCAUCGGUGAAAGUGAAUAUCUCCGGCAACCGCAUUGCCUGUAUCUACUAUGCUACGCCACUCAAAAUGGGAGAUCGAAUUCUCGUUUGGGAUGCUGAGGCAGAUUUGAUAGCUUAUUUCUCUUUUACGCUUGGCAUGACCGAUCAGCAACAAUAUGAAGCUGAGGCAGAAUUGGCGAGUUCUCAAGGUCGGCCAGUGACAGCAGCAGCAAGGUAUUAUGGGAGAAGAUUGGAAAAUCUGCUUUCUAGGAAGAUGGAGCGAGACCAGACGAGGUUUCGUUUGCCAUUGCACGAACCAGCGUCAAUAUUUUGGGAUGAGACGGAUGACCGCUUCCUUGUUUGUCAUGCUCAACCAACUUCCCAGCACGUGAACAAAAAGCCUCCACAAAGUAAGAAAAGCUAGAU